This is a messenger RNA of Saccoglossus kowalevskii, 567 nucleotides long. RefSeq names its product BAG family molecular chaperone regulator 1-like. Gene Ontology annotation, biological process: protein stabilization. Gene Ontology annotation, cellular component: membrane; nucleus; cytoplasm. The record is from RefSeq and is a predicted model, not a curated record. Lineage: Eukaryota; Metazoa; Hemichordata; Enteropneusta; Harrimaniidae. Gene Ontology annotation, molecular function: protein-folding chaperone binding; adenyl-nucleotide exchange factor activity.
GAAUCACAUUAUCUUGUUUUGUUAAAUCUGUAAGGCGCCCUCUGUCAGUAUGAAUCAGAUUUCUCUUGUUUUGUUCAUUGAUAUUUUUCAAAAUGGACGCUUCCACGCAGAAGCUGUCGGUGACUCUGAUACACGGUUCUGUUAAACAUAAAUUAGAUGUAACUAAGUUUGAUGAGUCUUGUGAUGAAUUGAUAGUCUUGGAUGUUCUAGAGUCUGCUAAAGUAUUGACUGGUGUUCCGAUACACGCACAGAAACUAAUCUGUAAAGGGAAAUCUUUGUCUGAUCCGCACCAAACUUUGAAAGAUGCAGGAGUUAAGGCAGGGUGUAAAGUUAUGAUGAUUGGAAAAAAGACUAACCCGGAAGAAGAAACCAAUAUUAAAAUGAUUGCUGAUGAAGAGAAGAAGACACGAAAUUCUGAAAAAAAUCAAAAUGAAAUCAUAUCUGAAGUUGAUGGGAUAGAGAAGGGGUUCUUAGAAGAUGGUUUAAUUAGACAGGCUUGUGGUCAGUUAUUGAAAAAGACAUGCACAAUGUCAUGAAGAAUUUAUGAAACUUAAAAAAACUAAUGCA